UUUUGCCGCGGUUCCGCUGAUCGUCCAAGCCUAACACCACACGAAUACGAAGCCAGUACUGUGCACAAAGUCAAGCAAGAACCAACCCCCACAUUCGUUAGCCAGCCCUUUGGAGUAAUUCACAAGCGAUGAGUGCGGGCGUCGGACCAAGCGGUGUCGGUCCAGGCGGCCUCUCCACGACCAUUGCCCAUUCCAACUCGAUUCUUGAUGCUGCGGCCGUUGUGCUGCUCUUCGCCAAGGUCACGUAUGCCUCGGCCGUAUUUAUGUUCUCAGACUAUGUGCACGUCGUUCCGCCGGCCGUCCUGAUUCUUCUCGUGAGCGCGAUCGCCUCCGUUGUCUUUUUCGUCCUCCAGCGACCGUUCUCGUCCAACAAAAAGUCACUAACAUGGCGACAGUUGGUGCGAGUCGCCAUUUACUCAGUUGCCGGAAUCGCUUCAUUGGGCUUCUGGGCGCAUGCCAUCAAAUACUGCGGACCUCUUCGAGCAAUUUUGCUUUCCAACUUGGGCGAUGCUUUGAUUGGAGGAAUCGGCUCGUCGUUGUUCAAACGCGGAAGCAAGGGAGGCUCAACCACUUCGUCUGGAACUUGGCUGAUUGCUGUCGGUAUCAUUGUUUUGCUCCUGUUCGAUUCUGGCUCAAGCGGCUUGCGAACUCUCGAAGUGGCAAGCCACCACGACGGAGAGGCUGGCGCCGAGGAGCAUCACACUCCCGAAGAUGGCGCACAUAUCAAGCACCAUCUGCAGUUUCCUUCGUCUCUGUCCGGCAUCUCGGACAACACGGUCGGCAUCUUCCUGCUUUUGAUCGCAGCCGUGCUGAGCGCCUUCCGCAAAAACGCUGGACGAAAGCUCUCUGUUGAGGUCGGAGGUGCAAAGCGGCUGCAGGCCAUUUCCUCGUUGUUCAUCACCGGUCUCAGUCUGCCGUGGGCACUGUGGUCUCUUGGAGACGUUCCUGAGGACUUUGCCAUCCUGUCGGUCGGCACCCUGCUGCCAUGCGCCUACAUGGCCGGCAUUAUUCUCGUGGCUGAUUUUUACGCCGAGUCCUACGCGUUCUCGCGCAUGGACAGUCUGAUUGCCGCCAAGCGAGGGUAUCUCGCUGCCUUCCUCGGCGCUCUGUUUUACGGAUUUGUUUGGCCCACCCACGCGGCUCCUACCAUGGCCGUGCUUGCCGCCUUUGCCAUUAUUUCUCUUGGAUUGCAAGUACUCUCGAAUUCAGACACCAAGGAUGCCCGCGAUGGACAAUUGCUCGGGUUUAGCUCGGGCUUGCCCAUGUACAGCUCGUUUGGCGCCCAGAACGACACCUCCGGCAUUCAACAUUUGACGCUCCGUCAGGUGCUGCGCCAAGUGCUCGAGAGCAAGGACUCUCGCCAGCUCUUCUACUUUUUGUGCUUGAAUCUCAUCUUCAUGUCGGUCGAGUUCCUGUACGGCUACUGGACGAACAGUCUUGGUCUCAUGACGGACGGCUUCCACAUGCUUUUCGAUUGUAUCGCUUUGGCUGUGGGUCUUUAUGCUGCUGUCAUCUCCAAGUGGAAGGGCACGCGGACCUUUUCAUAUGGGUUUGGUCGCGUGGAAAUCCUCUCGGGCUUUGUCAACGGCGUCUUUCUCGUGUUCAUCUCCAUCUUUGUCUUCUCUGAGGCGGUCGAGCGCGUGUUGACGCCGCCUGAAGUCACGACCGACCGCUUGUUGCUGGUGUCUGUUUUUGGUCUCUGCGUCAAUCUGGUCGGCAUGUUUGCCUUCUCGCACGCACAUUCUCACGGCGGCGCUCCGUGCGAUCACGGGCACGCCCACGGAGGCAACGACCAUGGACACGCGCACGGCGGCGGCGAGCCGGAAGAGCCGAAGGGCAACGCCAACAUGGAGGGAGUGUUUCUGCACGUUCUCGCCGACACCCUGGGCAGUGUGGGUGUCAUCAUUUCAUCGCUUCUCAUCCAGUUCUUUGGCUGGCACAUGGCCGAUCCUGUGUGCUCGCUAUUCAUCAGCGUCUUGAUCUUCCUCUCUGUCAUUCCCCUGCUCAAGAACUCCUCGCGCCACCUUUUGCAGCAAACGCCGCCCGAUAUGGAGCACGCGUUGCAGAGCGCCUUGCAGCGUGUAUUGCAGCUCGACGGCGUUCUUGGCAUCCGCGAUCCCCACUUUUGGAACCACGCGCCCAGUGUCAUGGUUGGCACUGUGCACGUACACAUUGCCGCGCAAGCAAGCGAGGGCCGCGUCAUGGCCGGGGUUGCGCAGCUGCUCCGCGGCGCAGGCAUUACCGAACUCUGCGUCCAGAUUGAAAAGGACUACUUUUACACCUUUGCGGGUGUCCGACCUGUGUGGUAUGCCACCAGUGGUCAAAAGCCACAGCUCGUGUUGCAGCAACAGCAGUACCAGCCCGCAUUGACAAGCGCGAGCGGGCAGCAAACCCCAAACUCAAUGUCACAUCCCGCCUCGCCGUCCGUCAAAAAGUCGCAAUCCCAGCAAUGGGCCUCCGCCCUCCCCUCCAGCGGCGGUGGUUCGCACAUUAUUAAUUUGAGUUGAUGUUUUUCUUUUGGUUUUGUGGUGUGUUGUGAAAGUGUCUUCAAAGAACGAGUUAUUCCGAGUCAGAAUUCGGA
This is a messenger RNA of Capsaspora owczarzaki ATCC 30864, 2581 nucleotides long. RefSeq names its product zinc transporter 5. Bases 129 to 2507 code for a protein of 792 amino acids. Gene Ontology annotation, cellular component: Golgi apparatus; membrane. The record is from RefSeq and is a predicted model, not a curated record. The transcript is spliced from 7 exons. NCBI's taxonomy places the organism in Eukaryota, Filasterea, Ministeriida, Capsasporidae. Gene Ontology annotation, molecular function: zinc ion transmembrane transporter activity. Gene Ontology annotation, biological process: zinc ion transport; transmembrane transport; intracellular zinc ion homeostasis.